AUGGCAUACGUCGCAGGGCCCGAAGAAGAGAGCUGGCACGGCGAAUACACCCUUCCAUUCAACGUCAAAAGACCCGGAAGCCUGGCCUUCAACAACCAGAGUUACCCAGCCAAACGCCCCCGAAAUACUCCUAAAGCUUCACAUCCAUAUGGCAGGCAAGACGAGAUUUAUCCGAGAAGCAAUGGAAACAUCAAUGGUCACCCUUCCCGACAUCUACCGACUCCAGCAAAUCUCCUCCACGAACAAGCCCAGUAUGGGCCCAAUAUCCCACACUCAAACAGGGUGCAGUCUAUGCCAUAUCAUCAAACAAACACGCAGUCAAAUCAGAUGGAGUACCGUUCUCGUCACCCCUCGAUAUCUCCCCUGGCAAACCAAGCACAGGUAAUUUUUGCCAGUUCCCAUCAGUCUAUUCCACAAGGGAACCAUAUAUCGCCUCCAAGGCCAUCUCCGUACGCCGAACCGGAUAUUCGACAAUCCGAUGGCAGAAAAUCCUUGGCCCAGCCUUUUCGUCCAAGCCAAAAUAUCUCAGGCCAGCUUUUUCAGCCACAAAACCCACAAGGCUCUCGCGCCUCCAGUGUUGCACAACCACUACAGGGACACGCAAGUGUCCGUGGAAACAUCGACUUCACAACCCCACGACACCAGAGUGUGCCAGCUUCCCCUGUACCUCACCAGCGGUCCACUCAGUAUGCUGCAUCCGGAGCUGGGGCUUCGCGCCACGCCUCUCAACCUUCUCCACAAGGAUUCCAACCUUCGCCCCAAGGAUUUCAGAAUCCGACUCAAGGAUUCCAACCUUCUCCUCAAGGAUUUCAGCGUUCUCCUCAAAGGCUUCUACUUUCGCCAAUGCAGCCACGUCCAGACACAAUACUACGGACUAAUGUGCGGUCUCAGAGAGAAACUAGCUUGACCAAUGAAGCAAAUAUCCGAAAGCUCCCUAUUGUGAAGCGGACUGGGCCGUUUAUACUUGAUGAUGACGAAGACGAGAUUGGGCAUCCUAAAAGUCUUAUCACCAGCACCGAAACAAGAAGCAACACUGUUAUAGCUCCUCAGAUCUCUAUGCCUUCAAUAAACUUCGCCCAGGGCCGCCGGGGGGCUCGGUCUUUGACCUAUGGCCUUGAUGAUCCUGUAGGUCGGAAAAAAGAUGCUGGAAGCCGAGACCAGAAGAACAAAUCCGCGGUGAAAAGGUCAAAGAAGGACGAAGACGAUGCCUUGGAGAAACUACAAAAGCAAGCUGAAGCUUAUGCUAAAAUCAAGGAGAAAGAGGAUAUGGCGGCCAAGGCCAAGAACACAGAUGCCCUAUUCGAGGAACCCAUCAACGACGCAGCCCAAGCGCGAAUCCAGGCAGACAUACAGAAACAAGAAAUGCGUAAACGAGAGGCUGAGGUCAGAAAAAGGUACAAUGAGGGCCUGGCCCAAGAAUUGGAAACUAUAAAGAAAGAGGAUGCUGAGCGCGAAAAGGCGCGGAAAGAGGCUGAAAGGGCUGAAAGAGCAUCGAAGAAAGCCAAAACUCAAGAGGAACGAGAGGCUAUCCAGAAGUUGCGAGAGGAAGAAGACCAAAAACGACACGACGAGCAAAAACGCAUCGCGGAAGAGCUUCUACGCCGAAAAAGGCAAGAGCAAAGCGAGCGAGAAGCUGUCGUUAUAGAGAAGGAAGCCGCAGCCGAGCGCAAGCGACAGCAAGAUGCGGAAAAUCUAAAGAAAACUCUUGAAGCUUCUAAACUGGCUGCGACAAGCUUGAAGCCAGCCAGAAUGGGGCAAGGUGGACGAGAGAAAGGAGGCGAAAGGGCCCCAACGGAAGCCAUGAAGAUACCUGAGCCCCCAGUCGACGACGACGGAGGACUUUUCGUCCCAGAGCAGGUUGUCAUUGCGAUUCCGGAUGAACCCGCUGCACCAACGGGUAGGAGUGCAGCAGUUCGCCCCAGGGGAGAUAUCCCACGCCCGCCUUUAACACCACCUCCACCGAAGAGCGAUUCUAUCUCGAAUAUAGAGCAGAAAGCAUCCAACAUCGCCGCAACGAUAAAAGAGAUAUCUGGCUCAGAGGCUCUUUCCCUUCGAGCUUUGGCAGGCUGGAAGGGGGCGAGAAAAGCAAACACUGAGACAAAAGUUGCUAGUAUCGUAAUCGAGCACCACAAGGAGAUACUAUCAGCAGAGCAAAAAAAGCGCGACGAAGCUUUGGCCCAGGAACGAGCACGUGAGACAAUCGAAUUGAAGGAGGAUUUUGCAGCCUCAUUCGAAAAGCUUGCCUCAACUCUGAAAGGAGAAGUUCGGGGGGAGCUAAAGGAAGCACUGCAUAAGAUCUUAACUGUGCGACCUCCUACCAUGCCUAUGAAUGCGAGAAAUGGGCUAAACUCGGUGAGGGGUAUGAUAGCCUCUCCAAAGAAGUAUGCCUCGGAGACUCAGUUCUCCCCAGGGCGCAAACCUACCAAGCAACCAAACGACCAUGCGUCAUUAGGAGAAAAGAGCCUAUGGGAUAGUGAGGCGAGGAAGCGCGAGAAGGAAGAAAUACGCCUGGCUGAAAAGGCAAAGAAACGAUUCGAGGUCAAACUCCACAGGGAGAAUGCGGAACAGGGCAUAUAUAUGAGUGAAUAUGAAAUUAGAUCCACCAUAGAGGGACAGGUGAAAGAUUACCGAGAAAAGCGAGAGAAAAAAUAUGAAAAAGAUAAGAGGAUGAUGCCCCAUGGUGGAGGGAGCCCACAUGGUCAAGCCCGUUUUGGGUAUGAAGACGUUGACUUCAAUGAUGGUGGCUCUACUAGACCCAGCAAAUACAACUCUCAGAGCGACAAGGGUCGAUGCGGGGGGGUAAUGGCGCGGUUGCGCGAAUCCAACGGUUCUCUGGGUCAUUUCCAAAAAGCUGCAGCCGCAAAAAUAGUCGACGAUAGAAUGCAGCACUUGGGAGAUGACGACGACAGUGAAAGCGAAGUCUCGGAGGAAGAUCCUGACGAUGACGAGUCAGGCACUACUCUACUAAACAAGCCAAAGUCAGCUGCACCUUCGGGUCGCCUGGACCGUGUUUCUGAUAUCAAAGCAAUGGAAGCCGAUAGAAUGGCGGCCAAUGCUCGGACCUUCGAAUAUGAGAACAAGCCGUCACAGAUGAUAAAGCCCCGCCACCUUCAAGACAAAGAAAUGGUGUACAUCUUUUCGGUGAAACGAUCGGAAAUUAGAGACGAAGAAAAAUCUCUGCCUAUCACUAUAAAACAGUUUUUUGAUAGUGACGAUGCGAAUGAAUUUGCAGAAGAAGAGCUCAGACGAACUCGUUGGGGCCCACCAAUGCUUAGACCUCAGAAAACACAAUGGUAUUCUAAAGAGACAGGACUGUUCAGCGGCAGAGCCUUCAUCGACUCCGAAGAGAACAUGGUCGAAUGUGUUGAUGUAAUGGCAGAUGCCCAAUACAUCGGCGAUUUGGAUGAUUUUGAGCAUGAAAAAGUCAAGGGCAUAUUCAAGCCCAAACUAUAUUUCGUUCUCAAAUCGAUAACCAAGAAGGUUCAAACUCCCAUGGGUUCAGAUGGAGAUGAGGCUAGCGAGAACGAAGCGGCAGAACAAAACAUAGAGACAGACGAGAACGAAGAUGCAGAACAAAACUUGGGGAUGGAUCAGAACGGCGAGAUAAAGCAGCCCAUCAAGGCAGACCAGAAUGGCGAGGCAGACCAAAAUGGUGAGGCAGACCAGAUUGUCAAGACAGAACAAGCCAUAGAGGCCGACCAGGCUCACGUGGCAGAGCAAGCCAUGGAGAUAGAUCAGAAUGGUGAGGCCGAACAAGCCAUGGAGACAGACCAGAAUGGCGAUGGAGAACAAACCAUGGAGACUGACCAGAAUGGCGACACAGAACAAGGCACGGAUACCGAUCAGAAUGACAAUGAAAAAUCCAAUGAUCACCAAAGUGAAAACUCCGGGGAGUCGGGCGGGGACGAAAUCGAUGCCCUAUUCGAAGAAGAGGUAGAGGUUGAACUUUCGGACAGCUCUGGUCAUAUUCUGGCCGCCGAUGUCCAUCGGCUGUCUCUUGACUCCAAAUCUCCUGAAGCGAAACCUGAAAUGAUACUCACUCAAACCUUCAAGAUGCUUGACGUGUAUACUGAUCGUGAGCUGGCCAACAAGCGGGCUUCCGAGAUAUUUCUCGCAGAAAUUAGGCCUGUCGGAGGCGAUAUUUCCCAGCUUGUUGCGUUUCAAAAUGACGCUGAGAAGCCAGUCAGAGACAGUCUGGAAAGCCACAAUAGAUCCGGAGAAUUGUUCUCAGCGUCAAACAAUUAUGCAAACAGUGGUGAGGAGAUUCGGGUCUGGGUAGAAGACUAUGAGACCAAAGGGCCAUUGAAUUGAGAGACCGAGGAGAGCUUACAAACUCC
Molecule: messenger RNA, 4337 nt
Organism: Pseudogymnoascus destructans
Lineage: Eukaryota; Fungi; Ascomycota; Leotiomycetes; Thelebolales; Thelebolaceae
Exons: 4
Coding region: 1-4311 (1436 amino acids)
Source: RefSeq, a predicted model, not a curated record